CCUACAGAAUACGGGGCUCCGCGCGCCCAAGAAACGGCAUCUACAAUUACCAGCACAGCACGUGAAUAAUGACGCAUUGACAUUUGGAAACAUGGAUGGUUUAUCUCCUCGUUGAUUUUUGCUUUUCCCCUUCGCUUCGCUAUGAUUUACGGAUAUGGACAUUUGGACAACGGAAUACGAGAAACGGGUUAUGUUUGGUUUUUCUUUUUGUUUGCGUUAAAGAAUUUUAUAUCAUCAUGAAGGAAAUGCCUAAUGAACAAACAUGCGGCCACCCACGGGGUUCUACUAUCGAUAGGUCGGCCGUUCAUUUGAAACAAAUCUACCCCAGUUAUUGUUUUUCUUGCUGCAUUCAACUUCUGUAUAUCUUUCUUCCUGCAAGAUGUUUUCUAGUGGCUUUGACUUUUUUUUUUUUCUUGCGCAGUUUGUCAGUCGCCUUGUAUAAAGUCGGUAUCUCGGGUUGAGCGAGUCUAGUUCUGUUUGCUUCGAGGUUUGGUGACUGUUCUCUG
This is a messenger RNA of Aspergillus homomorphus CBS 101889, 506 nucleotides long. RefSeq lists its product as uncharacterized. The record is from RefSeq and is a predicted model, not a curated record. Bases 96 to 461 code for a protein of 121 amino acids. The transcript has a single exon. Lineage: Eukaryota; Fungi; Ascomycota; Eurotiomycetes; Eurotiales; Aspergillaceae.